AUGAGCCUCAAGCCCACAACGUCGAGCCCGAUCCCGAUGGAAGUGUCGAAGGAUGAAAGUGGCUCUCCUAUCGCUGUCGCCAAUGAAAGAGCCAGAGCGCAUUCAGCAAGAUCUCCGUGGUACUCUAAGAUCAAAAGCCAAAGUACCCUCGUCCUGAUCUCUGCAUUCAUGAUCAACUUCACAGCAUGCGGACUUCUCUUCGGCUUCGGCGUCUAUCAGGCCCACUACGAGUCCCUCGCGUUGAUCGAAGGCACUCCAUUCUCCGGCGCCAGUUCAGCGACCAUCGACCUCAUCGGUACACUGUCCGCCGCAUUGAUGACCAUGGGAGCCCCACUGGCAGUCGGAUGGGCAAAGAACUUCCGCCCAUGGGCCGUCGCAUUCGUGGGCGGAGUGAGUUACGGUAUUUCUUGUGUAGCUGCGAGCUUCGGAAAAGAACUUUGGCACUUCCAGCUCUCGCAAGGACUCCUUCUCGGCAUCGGUACAUGUCUUUCGUUCAUUCCAUCGAUGACUGUGGCGCCAACGUGGUUCGACCAGCAUCGAGGACUGGCCAUGGGUGUUAUAUCCGCAGGGACUGGCGUCGGCGGACUAAUCUGGGCUCCAGUCAUCACGACUUGUAUUCAACACAUGGGAUAUCGAAGCACACUUCGAUUGACAGGAGGCCUAGCAACGGGCUUGAUCUGCGCUUCGAGUUGCUCUCUCCGGUGGGGACCUGCGUUGACUGUCAGCAUACGCGCCGACAACGAUGGACGUUCCCGUUUGCGAGCAGCAUUCAGCGUUCCUCUUCCUUCGCGCAAAAUGGCAACGCAGAGCAGCUUCAUCGCUCAAGCACUGAGCUCGGUGUUCCAGAGUGCCGCCUACUACACCCCAGUCUUCUUCACAGUCGCAUAG
Messenger RNA from Cercospora beticola, 888 nucleotides. RefSeq lists its product as uncharacterized. Lineage: Eukaryota; Fungi; Ascomycota; Dothideomycetes; Mycosphaerellales; Mycosphaerellaceae. Gene Ontology annotation, cellular component: membrane. The record is from RefSeq and is a predicted model, not a curated record. Gene Ontology annotation, molecular function: transmembrane transporter activity. Gene Ontology annotation, biological process: transmembrane transport.